This is a messenger RNA of Syngnathus acus (greater pipefish), 3934 nucleotides long. RefSeq names its product rho GTPase-activating protein 40. Gene Ontology annotation, molecular function: GTPase activator activity. Gene Ontology annotation, biological process: regulation of small GTPase mediated signal transduction; regulation of actin filament polymerization; signal transduction. The coding region runs from base 104 to 2101 and encodes 665 amino acids. The record is from RefSeq and is a predicted model, not a curated record. The transcript is spliced from 15 exons. Gene Ontology annotation, cellular component: cytoplasm. NCBI's taxonomy places the organism in Eukaryota, Metazoa, Chordata, Actinopteri, Syngnathiformes, Syngnathidae.
CCAGACCUUCCUGUUGCCAUCCAGGACAGCAAUUCAAACACCCUCAUAUGUUGUGUUCUUUAACCGUACUCCUUAAUUCCUGGAUUCUUUUGGCGCCGUGAACAUGGGAGGCAGGGAGGAGGUCAUGGUGACCAGGGGACAAGAGCCCACCGUGCAGUUUUCACGAUGGAAACCGAUGAGGGUCAGAAUCUUAAAGGCACACAAAGUACACAGCAAGAAAUCCAGAGAUCCCAGCCCCACCGAGAUGAGCGCGGAGCCCUGGGCCAGCCCGCAGGACCGAGCUGCCGCUGAGCACAGCGCACACACGCCGCCGCCCUCGCCGCCCUCCCAGGACCAGCAUCCCGACGAACACUACCUGAAAUCCUUCUGGGAAGAAGAAGUGGAGAACAUCCGACGGGGAGGUGGCCUCGCGGAGCCCGAUUGCAUCCGCAGGGAUUCCCGACAAUCGGAAGAGGGGGAACAAGAGGAGUGGUGGCUGAACGAUGCCGGUCUAUCCCCCCUCAUCAGCGAGGACAGCGCGGAUUUGGAUGGCGGGCUUCUGUCCACGCUAACGCCGGCACAGUCCGAGGCAGUCCAGCGCAGAGUUAAUACCUACACCAUGUCCCUACGCAAGAGGAACAAAACGGCUCCGCGCCACGUACGCGACAUCUUCGACACGCCUAUCCGUCAGCAGGGAUUUUCCGAGUCUCAGCAUAGUGAAGAACUGACCCAGAACACGAGGGCAUCAGUCUCCAAAAGCUCACGCUCAGCUCCCACGGAGGUUUUCUACACCGAAGUGGCUUAUUGUGAACAGGCCGCCGCCGCCUUGUUCAAUCGGGCCCGAAUGUCGCCCAACAAUAUCCAGCAGAGGAAGGAGGACGCGACCUUACCUCGGUUAAUCUGCUGCAAGUGCCGCCUGGGAGUCACUCGAAUUCAAGACCUGUCUCACGCUGACAUGAAGAAAGUGCGCCAGUUGGCUCUCAUCGAUAUGACGGCGCUGUGCGACCUCAUCGGCCUGGAGGUGAAGCGGCACAAGACGGCCAAGAGGAAAAUGUCAGAGAGCCCGUUGUUCGGCGUGCCGCUGGCCACGUUGCUUGAGAACGACCAGAAAGUCAAGAUGGCGACAACCACUCCUCUCUUCCUGCAAGAGAUAUUAACCUUCCUGGAGAAGAGGGGAGUGGAUUCCGAGGGGAUCCUGCGGGUUCCAGGAUCUAUGUCUAGAAUCAAGUUGCUGCAACAGAACCUGGAGGCCAACCUCUAUACAGGCCAGGUCAAAUGGGAGGAAGUGAGUCCCAACGACGCCGCCGCGCUUCUCAAGAAAUUCAUCCGAGAGCUCCCCGCUCCUCUGCUCACCGCUGAGUACCUCAACACCUUUAGCGCCGUCAGAGACAUCACCGAGCUCAAGCAGAAACUUCACGUGCUGAACCUUCUUAUUCUCUUGCUGCCAGAAGCCAACAGGAACACUCUGAAGGCCCUGUUGGAGUUUCUCAGCAAGGUGGUGUCCCAAGAGAAGAGGAACAGGAUGAACCUGUGGGCCGUGGCAACUAUCAUGGCUCCCAACCUGUUCCUCCACAAGGCCGUGCCCAGUAGGCUGACCGAGGGGGCCGAGAAAGGGCUAGUGGAGAAGGCCGCUGAUGUCAUGAGACUGCUCAUCUACUACCAGGACCUGCUUUGGACGAUUCCAAUUUUUGUCAUGAACCAAGUGCGCAAGCUGAACGAGAAUAACAGCCGGCGCUACCAUUUCAAGAACCUGCUGAGGAAGAGCCAUACCGAGAGCAAGGAAAAACCUGAGAAAAAUACCUCAGAGGCAUGCCGUAGGGUGAAGAUCUACGUUGGGGACCAGUUUAGCGCCUGCAUGGACUUCCAGAUCAACAAGGAGUUACGAGCGUCCGACCUGCUGACCCACUUUUAUCAGCAGUUCAUUCUCGGACCUGAAACUGGGAAGGGCCAACGCCGAAGGAAUGGCUCCGUGUCCUACUCGGAGUGCACCCUGUACGAAGUGGGAGGGAACAUCGGUGAGCACCGCCUGGACCCCGACACAUACCUUCUGGAUUUGUACAACAGCAACUCCGGAGGGGAGUGGGUCCUCAAGAUGAAGCCCCACACCAAUAAAAGCUUGUGAAAGGAUGAAUUCAAGAAGACAGAAGGAAGAGUCCGAGGCCAUUUCAUGGUGAGAGCAACACGGCAGAAGCAUCCAGAUGGAGGACAGAUGAACACUCACUCUGCCUUGAGCAAAAUGGUCCAAAAAAAAUCCAUGCUCACCCUCUCCACCUCUAUGCUUCUGCAUCUCUCCUCUUUUGGACAUGACUCAUUAUUUCCUGCUGAAGGACCUGCUGCUCCAUUGACAGCAGUGAGAGAGAGCGAAAGAGGAUCCCUGGGCAGUUUUGGUGCCCCAUCGUUUCUCUCCAGCAGUCAUCGCCAGUCGAGAGCGAGCAGAUGGCCCCGCAGAUCACCUCUGGCUAUACAACCCCCCCACCCCCUUCUGCCACCACCUCCCCCGCCCCGCCCCAUCGGCAGUCUGACACACACAAGCUUUUAUGUGUGCACUUUAUUGCAAGAAAGUUGAAGUUCAUCCCUGCUCAUACUCGUACAAUGGUUCAGUGCCUUGCUCAAAGGGAAGAGAACAAGCAAAUUGUCCUGACCGCCCAAUUUUCUUUUAUCCAAUCCUCUGUAAGGAAAAAAAAAAAGAAAAGUAUUUUAGAGGUCGCCAACAUGACCCGUCAAAAUUCACUCAGGAUGGAAGAAAAGUGGGCUAAAAAAUGUCCAAAGUUGGGUAAAAAUAUCCCUGACGCUAUUUCACUAAUGGACAUGAAAUUGGGUCGACAUGCCUAACAAGCGUAAUUCAUUCACCCUGUUGAGGUUUUUUUUCAAUUUGGCCCCUGAAGCCAGUUUGUUCCAUCACUAGGACACCCACAAAAAGUCUCAAGAUCCCAUGUCUGAAACAAUAUGGAAAAAGUCAGCCAUUUUGGUUUCAAGCAACCAUUUUAGGGUCACUAUGAGUUCUUCAGCAACAAGAGUUUUUUUUUUUUUUAUUGCUGCCUAAUUUAAACCACCAGACUGCCGGGUGAGACUAAAUCAAAAAAAGUUUGACUCUCUAAAACACCAAACUCUUGGGUCAUUUUCUCAGGGCCACAAACGUCUUAAUACGUCAGUGAGUGCGUGAUGAAGGUCUUGCCCUGAAGACAUACACACUACGGAGUCCUCCAUCUGGUGCCCUUACAGAUCAAUUGCUUCUGUAGGCUAUACGCUGCUGGCACCCUGCAAAAACUGACCAGAAGUGCAUCUUAACUACUUGGACGUGUUGAAUGAUUUCUGUGGCAGAAAAUGGACAUCAAUGAUUGGCUACAUGCUCCCCCCCUUUUGACAGUCCAGAACAUUUCUCCUCCUUCUAGCCUGCCUCUUAUUCCAGUGUGCCCUUUAAAAAAAAGACUGUGAUGCACUGAUGGAUAUCUUAUCAGAGCCGCCUUGUGGUCUCGUGGGCUUUGCAAAGAACAUCAAUGGACUUCCUAACCUGUGUAUUGAAAGGACAUUUUUGAAGUCAAACGGUGUCACCUCCUCAAGGACACAUGGUGAAGCUGGUCUUCAUUUUUUUUUUUAACUGGAGGAGGCGGGUUACUAUGGGAUGUUUAUUUAUAUGAGUGUGAAGGCAUUGUCGGGUGCGUGUUUGUGAUGCUAGCCAUUCAUUUACUUCACUUUUCCAUGUAAAUAGUUGUCACGCUCUUACUACAUUUUGCACCCAGGUGUGUGUGUGUGUGUGUGUGUCGCCGCCAUGUUGAUGUGGCGCCGCCAUUUUGUGUCUUUCACGUACACACAGGCGACGUCCAUCAUCGCCCGGCUCGCCAUCUCGCUGUCAUCUGGACCGUAGUGUGGCGUAUUGGCUGCCGGGCGCAUGCAUCAUAGGCGUCGCAUCUCCGAUAAAGGGGAAGGCUAAUAAAUGGCUGUUAUAAAUUCAGGA